AUGCACACUGAGCGCGCUCUGUCACUGCUGGAGGAUUACUGCAGCAAGCUACAAAACCCGAGUGAGGUGCAGCUACGACUGGCCGUUGAGAAGGUCAUCUGUAUGUUUAAAAGCAACUUAUUCAAGGCACUGAUAGACAUACAGGAGUUUUACGAAGUCACGCUGCUCGGCUCCCACAUCGGCUACGAAGGAAAAAUCUCCGAGCUGAACCAUGCAGCUGAGUUAUGGGAGAAGAACAAUUCUUCAUCCGGCUGUCCGGAGAGCUUCCAGCAAGCCUCGGAGCUGGAAGCUCUCAAUGGCUCCAAUGGAUACACAACAAGUGAAGAUCCAAAUACAAAUAAUGCAUUGGACCCCAGUGCUGCGAAGAGACCGGAGUGGUUGAGGAAUGAGGAUAUGAUGCAGGAGAUGGCCAAGGACGUCAGACAUUCUACAAGAGUAGACUGA
Messenger RNA from Nanorana parkeri, 444 nucleotides. Its product is annotated as disks large 1 tumor suppressor protein-like. The transcript is spliced from 5 exons. NCBI's taxonomy places the organism in Eukaryota, Metazoa, Chordata, Amphibia, Anura, Dicroglossidae. The record is from RefSeq and is a predicted model, not a curated record. Gene Ontology annotation, molecular function: protein binding. Bases 1 to 444 code for a protein of 147 amino acids.